UUGGUGGCGGUAUGUGCCUAUGGUGCGGAAUACGCCAAACAAUUCCAAAGAAGAAGAAGAAGAAGAAGAAGAAGCGGCAGCACGCGAUUGGCUGCUGGCUGGGUCAGAGGUCACGUCCGCGUUAGCGCUGACGUUGUCCAAAAGGAGGAAAAUGGCGAUGGGUUGUUUGUCAAUGAGGGACACCGCGACUCCUGCAACAUUAACCUGCAAAAGACGGCGUGCUACAAUGGUUCCCACGCUGUCUGGCGGAUUCAGCAGAAGCGCUCUGCUUGUUUUAUCCGUGGCAUUAAUGUUGCAGGUAGUUUUAGGAGACGGAAAGACUCUCGUUCUGCUGGACAAUCCCAACAUCAGAGACACUCAUUCAAUCUUCUUCCGCAGUUUAGCAGAUCGUGGGUUUGACCUUACCUUCAAGACUGCUGAUGAUCCUGGUCUCUCUUUGAUCAAGUACGGCCAGUUCCUCUACGACCAUCUCAUCAUUUUCUCUCCAUCGGUGGAAGAUUUUGGGGGCAGCAUCAAUGUAGAGACCAUUACAGCCUUCAUUGACGGUGGAGGAAAUGUUCUUGUUGCUGCCAGCUCUGAUAUUGGUGACCCUCUGAGAGAGCUAGGCAGUGAAUGUGGGAUUGAAUUUGAUGAGGAGAAAACUGCUGUCAUUGACCACCUUAACUAUGACACUUCUGAUCCCGGUGAGCACACCCUGAUUGUUGCAGAUCCAGAGAAUCUUCUUAAAGCCCCAACUAUAGUUGGCAAGCCCACUGAUAAACCAGUCCUGUUCAAAGGUGUUGGCAUGGUGGCUGAUCCAGAUAACUCUCUGGUGCUGGACAUUCUCACAGGAUCCUCCACCUCUUACUCCUACUUCCCUGAUCGCCCCAUCACGCAGUAUCCUCAUGCAGUUGGAAAGAACACUCUCCUGAUCGCCGGUCUGCAGGCAAGAAACAAUGCACGUGUGGUUUUCAGCGGGUCACUGCACUUCUUCAGUGAUGCUUUCUUCAACUCCCCUGUGCAGAAGGCCACUCCUGGUUCAACGAGGUAUGAACAGACUGGUAACCAGGAGCUGGCUGAGGCCCUGUCCCGCUGGGUGUUUAAGGAGGCUGGUGUUCUUAGGGUUGGGGCUGUUACCCAUCAUCCAGUUGGAGAGAGCACUCCCCCUGCUGCCUACACCAUCACUGACCUUGUGGAAUACAGCAUUGUGAUUGAGAUGUUGACUGGUGGAAAGUGGGUGCCUUUUGAUGGAGAGGACAUUCAGCUGGAGUUUGUCAGAAUUGAUCCAUUUGUUAGGACCUACCUCAAGAAAAAUGGUGGAAAAUACAGUGUACAGUUCAAGCUUCCAGAUGUAUAUGGAGUUUUUCAGUUCAAAGUUGACUACAACAGACUUGGCUACACACGCCUGUACUCCUCAACCCAGGUUUCUGUCCGCCCCUUGCAGCAUACCCAGUAUGAGCGCUUCAUCCCCUCUGCCUUUCCAUAUUAUGCCAGUGCCUUCUCUAUGAUGGCAGGACUCUUUGUUUUCAGUGUCGUCUUUUUACAUAUGAGAGAAAAAGAGAAGUCUGAUUAAAAUGAGAAUCAGUGAAGAGGAGUACUAGAUAAUGUAAAAAAA
Sinocyclocheilus grahami is the source of this 1594-nucleotide messenger RNA. It is a transcript of the gene ddost, whose product is annotated as dolichyl-diphosphooligosaccharide--protein glycosyltransferase subunit (non-catalytic). The coding region runs from base 20 to 1552 and encodes 510 amino acids. Gene Ontology annotation, cellular component: oligosaccharyltransferase complex; endoplasmic reticulum membrane. The record is from RefSeq and is a predicted model, not a curated record. The transcript has 11 exons. Lineage: Eukaryota; Metazoa; Chordata; Actinopteri; Cypriniformes; Cyprinidae.